This is a messenger RNA of Aphis gossypii (cotton aphid), 1596 nucleotides long. RefSeq lists its product as uncharacterized. The coding region runs from base 1 to 1596 and encodes 531 amino acids. NCBI's taxonomy places the organism in Eukaryota, Metazoa, Arthropoda, Insecta, Hemiptera, Aphididae. The transcript has a single exon. The record is from RefSeq and is a predicted model, not a curated record.
AUGCGUUUUACGCAAAAUCUCUCUAGGGGCCAUUUUGAUGUAUACCUGCCUAAGGAGUCAGAAAUAUUGAUCCCUCAGAGAGAUUCCAUAUUACAGCAGUCACCUUUCUCUUUAUCCCUGAAGAAGGGUAGAAAACGCCGUGCCAGAUACACUGGCAAUAUAAGAAAAAAACAACUUAAAAACGCGGCAAAGACAUAUGCACUUCGUAAUCCUUUAGUGAACAGAUCUGCAGUUUCCAGGUACCAGCUAGAUAAUCCUGAGGUAGGCAGAGCUGCUAGGUCUCGAUAUGAGCAUACUAAUCUCCGCCGGAAAGUUGAAAGACUGACACUUCCAUGGAAAAUAAUGGUCAACUCAGGAAUGACGUACAAUCCUGACCUGGCUUAUGAGGCAGAAAAAACUAUAGCUCUUGGUUCUAUGAACCACAAGUGCGAAUACUGCAAUGCACUAAAAUGGAAAGAAGAAACCCCCGGAAUGUGCUGCAAUAAUGGCAAAGUGCAGCUUCCAUCUUUUGAACAUUUUCCGGAACCUCUCAACAGCCUGCUUAUAGACAGACACCCCCAUCAUAAUCAUUUUAUGUACCUUAUACGAAAAUACAAUGGGUGUUUUCAAAUGACAUCAUUUGGGGAUAAAAAAAUUGUAACAGAAGGAUUUAUGCCUACUUUCAAAGUUCAAGGACAGGUGUAUCAUUUGGUAGGGAGUCUCAUGCAUAAACCUGAUCAGAAUGCCCAAUUUUUACAAAUAUAUUUUGUAGGAGAGGAUGAGAGGGAAGUUCGCUCUAGAUGCGCCAAUUUUACACAUGUCAAACCAGGGUUGGUCAAACAAUUGCAAAGCAUACUCUAUGAAAAAAACAGUUAUGUCAAACAAUUUAAGACCACGAUUAAUGCGGUGCAAAAGAACUGUAAAGAAUUUAAAGUGGUCAUCCGUGAAAACAGAAAACCAAAUAAUGCUCAUGUUGGUCGCUUUAACGCACCAACACAAAAUGAAAUAGCUCUGAUAAUUGGAAGUCAACAAUUUGAAAAUAGAGACAUUGUACUUCAAAGUCACGAUAAUAAACUACAGCGUAUCAGUGAAAUUCAUCGAGCAUACGACGCUCUGCAGUAUCCACUUAUGUUUUGCCAUGGCGAGGACGGAUACUCUAUUGACAUACCAUUGUGUAAUCCCACUACGAAAUUGCCUCUUGAAAAAAUAGUUUCUGCAGCAUCCUUUUAUGCUUACCGAAUUAUGAUUAGGCAAGAUGAAGUUAACCAUAUUGUAUACUUCCGCUCCCUCUUCAGUCAAUUUUUGGUCGAAUUAUACGCAAAAAUUGAAACUGAAAAGUUGAAUUGUAUUAAGAAUCAUCAGAAACAGCUAAGAGCUGAGAACUAUAUUCAUCUCAAAGAUGAUGUGGGAAGUAAUGAUGUUAAUGCAACUGAUCUAGGUCAAAUCGCAGUACUUCCUUCAUCAUUUACGGGCGGACCUAGGUAUAUGCAUGAACGAACUCAAGAUGCCAUGGCACAUGGUCGUCCUGAUCUAUUCAUCACAUUUACAUGUAACCCUACUUGGAAAGACAUCAUAGAUGCACUGUUUUCUUGGACAAAAGCUGGACGAUCGUCAUGA